UAGUUCUGUAGCUCAUAAUCCUCAAGUAGUCUUUUAUAUUAUUUCCCUCCCUAAACAUUCCAUUCUUUCUCGGCACUCUGGUUUAAAACCCUCCUAAUUCCACCAUCAAACACAUAAUCCAACGUAUAAUCUUCUUCUUCUCCUCCGUCACCUCCAUACCUUCUAAACCCCCAUUUUCCCUCCUCUCAGAUCCAAUUCCAUGGCUUUCCUCCUCCUCCUCCUCCUCUCCUCCCUUCCCUCCUCCCUCUCCUCCCACCCCUCCGUCUCUGCCACGCCCAAACUCCUCACCAAAUCCAACAACACCGUCCACAUCGAGUGGUCCGGCGUCCCCUCCCCCUCGCCCCUCGACUGGCUCGGCAUCUACUCCCCCCCGGACUCCCCCGACGACCACUUCAUCGGUUACCUCUUCCUCAACUCCUCCCCCUCCUGGCCCUCCGGCGCCGGGGCCAUCCACCUCCCCCUCUCCAACCUCCGCUCCAACUACUCCUUCCGCAUCUUCCGCUGGACCGCCGACGAGGUCAACUACCGCCACCACGACCACGAUCACAACCCCCUCCCCGGGACCCGCCACCGGCUCGCCGUCUCCGGCGAGGUCGGCUUCGAGAGGGCGGCCGGGCCGGACCAGAUCCACCUCUCCUUCACGGAUGCCGAGGAUGAGAUGCGGGUGAUGUUUGUGAGCGGGGAUGGGGUGGAGAGUUUUGUGAGGUAUGGGUUGGAGGAAGGGAGGUUGGAUCGGUUGGUGGGAUCGGAGGUGAGGAGGUACGAGAGGAAGGAUAUGUGUGAUUCGCCGGCGAAUUCCAGCCUCGGGUGGAGGGAUCCGGGGUUUAUACAUGAUGGGGUGAUGAAGAAUUUGAAGAAGGGGAAGAAAUAUUACUAUAAGGUUGGUAGCGAUGCAAGAGGCUGGAGUGAUAUACGUAGCUUUAUAUCUCGUGACAGUGGAUCAAAUGAGACUAUUGCCUUUUUGUUUGGGGACAUGGGAACUUAUACUCCGUAUGCCACUUUCUAUCGCGUACAGGAGGAGAGCAAAUCAACGGUCAAGUGGAUCCUCCGCGACAUCGAAGCCCUCGGUGACAAGCCUGCAUUUGUUUCACACAUCGGGGACAUCAGCUAUGCAAGGGGAUUCUCAUGGAUAUGGGAUGAGUUCUUCAAUCAGAUAGAGCCCAUUGCUUCUAGGGUCCCAUACCAUGUGUGCAUAGGCAACCAUGAAUAUGACUGGCCGUUGCAACCUUGGAGACCAGGAUGGUCUUAUGGUGCUUAUGGAACGGAUGGGGGAGGUGAAUGUGGAGUUCCAUACAGCCUCAAAUUCAAAAUGCCUGGGAACUCUUCUCUACCGACUGGAACAGGAGCUCCCCACACUCAGAACCUCUACUAUUCCUUCGAUGCCGGUGUCGUACAUUUCCUCUACAUAUCAACUGAAACCAACUUCCUCAAGGGCAGUGACCAGUAUAAUUUUAUCAAAGCUGAUCUGGAGAGUGUUGAUAGAAACAAAACACCCUUCGUUGUGGUCCAAGGCCACCGCCCCAUGUACACCACAAGUAAUGAAGUAAGAGAUGCUCCAAUGAGAGAGAGAAUGCUGGAGCAUUUGGAACCACUUCUGGUGCAGAACAAUGUGACCCUUGCUCUCUGGGGUCAUGUUCAUAGGUAUGAGAGGUUCUGUCCGUUGAAAAACUUUAGUUGUGUGGAUACAGCCUCUGAAUUGAAAGCUGGUGGUGCACCUGUGCAUGUGGUGAUCGGAAUGGCAGGUCAGGAUUGGCAGUCAAUCUGGGAGCCAAGGUCUACACAUCCAGAUCUUCCGAUAUUCCCGCAACCCGAAAGGUCCAUGUACCGGGGUGGCGAGUUUGGCUAUACAAGGAUUGUUGCUACAAGGGAAAAACUAACCCUUACAUAUAUCGGAAAUCAUGAUGGGCAAAUGCAUGACAUGGUGGAGAUUCAAUCUUGUCAUACCUUUCAAGAUAAUGGUGGUAAGGUGUUUGUUGAGCCUACACUUUUAUGGUACGUGGAGGGAGCAAUUGUGCUUAUGCUAGGGGUCUUUAUGGGUUAUGCUCUUGGGUAUCUGACCCGGUGCAGGAGGGAUGCAGUGCAGCGUGCCACAUGGACUCCAGUGAAGAGCGAGGAAACCUAAGCGAAUGAUUUAUGAUGCAUCCAUGGAAAUGCCAAGUAAGACCUUAGUUGCAAGUCAUUUAUGAAUGCAUCUGAUCACUCAUGCCCUAGCAACAUGCAUGGAUCUUCACCUCUGUGAUGUGGUGUUAGACUAUGCUGAAAGCUGUGUAGAAUGUAUAAGCCACCUUAUAUUUGCAUUGCCUAAUCAUAGUGAUUGGGAUUGUAUGUUAAAUGAUAUUGAUUUGUACAUUUAAUCAUAAACAAAAGUGAGGUGAUCAAGUUUCUGGAAUCGCACGAAGUUAAAAGUUUGUUCAUGGAGAGUUUGAAUCA
This is a messenger RNA of Elaeis guineensis (African oil palm), 2430 nucleotides long. RefSeq names its product probable inactive purple acid phosphatase 2. The record is from RefSeq and is a predicted model, not a curated record. NCBI's taxonomy places the organism in Eukaryota, Viridiplantae, Streptophyta, Magnoliopsida, Arecales, Arecaceae. Gene Ontology annotation, molecular function: acid phosphatase activity; metal ion binding.